ACGUCACUGCCCAAAGAAGGAAGAGUCAUGACUUGUCCCAAACAGGAAUUUGUGUUUACGACGUGUUGCUUUCAGUUUUGCCAUGUACUAGUUGUUCAACUGUGAUCAUCACUGAUAGCAACCUGGUGCAGCAGUGAAUAUUAUGUUGGCACCGUUUUGGGUUUCUGAACGCAUAAAAUCGUUGAGUCAAUGAACUCUAAGGAUAUCCUUUCAAUGAGAGGACCACGCCGAGCCAUACAACAAUGAGGGGCAGACCUCGUAAAUCUAAAAAGACGCCCGUCUUUAAACAGAUCCAUUCUCCAGUAGCAGAUGUGUCGAUUUCUGAUGAUCUCCCCACUUUCAAGUUGUCCACUCUUGAAUCCGUAUCAACUACUCCUGAGAGACGCAAGGGGCCAAGGAGACGGACACAAAUAAGCAACCAGACCUCAACGCCUGUCCACGGCUCCUCAACAUCCAACAUUAUACUCUCCUCUUCUGGAGCUGAUGAAGAGCAGCUAGAGUACACUGAAUGUAUCACUAAUGCAAAGACUCCCGAGGCCGAUUCAUCAUGCCAUAAAUCGAAAUCUCAAAAAAGGAGUCACACUUCUCCGCCAAGACAACUUACACGAGGCAAGAAGCAGACUCAGUCAAACGGGACUGUGACUAAGCGUCCGCGUGGCAGGCCGCGAAAGAAUAAGCCAGUAGAUGUAAAUGGAAAAGGCCCUGCUCCCCCAUCCAAACGCAUAAGGCCAAAGUUUGAGUUGCAGAAACCUGAUCCAGCAGACCAAGACGAAUCUUUGCUGUCUUCAGAUCUUUCAAUCGAACUGAGUCACUUUGAGGAGCAGCUGCCCUCUCUGGCCAUGCUAGAGGAUGAAAGUGAAGACGAGGAGGAGGAGGAGGAGGAAGAACUACCAAGUUACUUGAUGAAGAAAAACAUCAAACCUCCGUCUAUCACAGAAGGAGCAUUUGUGUGGGGCAAAUGUCGAAAUUAUCCUUACUGGCCUGCAUUGGUAAAAAAUGUGAACCGAAAACAGAAGAAAGCAAGUAUCAUGUUUGUUGACCAGGCUUUCACAGGGAUUCACAAUAAGAAAGGGUUUACAUUGCCUCUAAAAUCAUUGAAACCCUUUGACUGCGAAGAAGCAGAUGAGCUGAUGCAAAAAGCCAAAGAGUCGUAUGAGGCUGCUGUUACGUGGGCGCUGGAUUUUAUAGAAGACUACAGAAUCCGCAUUGCGUGUGGUUCGUUUUCGGGCUCAUUCAUCGAGUAUUGUAAUCAUGACAUGAGCUACCCAGUGAGGAGGAUGUAUCCACAGGCAGCCGCAGAUACAGUAAUGAUCACCUGUGAUACCACAACGGAGGAACCGUGUGAAGAUCAAAAGGAGGACAGGGAAGAUGCUUCUACAUCCUCAAAGCGGCUGCUGCCAGACCGAACACAAGCUGCCCAUAACCGAGCCAAUGAGAAGCUGGUUCAUUUUAUUGUCAAACUGCGAAUGGUGGAGAAACAUCUUCUGGCUGUGAUCCAGGGGCAGCAGCAGUCCAGAUGGCUUCGGAGUUUCUUAAGUCCCAAGCGGAAGAGAGUGGUGAAUAUCUACUUGGAAGAUGAUCAGCAACUGGACCAAGUCUACUGGUACCUAAAUGACGUCUAUGGAAAAGCUGCGACCAAAUCCCCAUGCCUGGCUAAGCUGACAUCCAUGGAGCGUGUCCCUUUUGUUCUAGACGUGCUGCUUCCUGAGGCUAUCAUCUAUGCUAUUGCUGGGGUGGAUAAUGUUUCUGUGAAAAAGGCAGAAGAAAAGUACCUGGAAGGCCGAUGCAUUAGUAACAGAGAAAGACAAGCGUUUGAUUUAAUGAUUGAACGACAGAUGAGGAGGAAGUCACUCCGUCAGAAUACAGCACUUGAAUUAUUGUCAGACUCUGUUAAUUAAAAGACCUGAGGAUGUAUGAGUCCAA
This is a messenger RNA of Fundulus heteroclitus (mummichog), 1923 nucleotides long. RefSeq names its product PWWP domain-containing DNA repair factor 3A. The coding region runs from base 243 to 1898 and encodes 551 amino acids. The transcript has 14 exons. The record is from RefSeq and is a predicted model, not a curated record. NCBI's taxonomy places the organism in Eukaryota, Metazoa, Chordata, Actinopteri, Cyprinodontiformes, Fundulidae.